This is a messenger RNA of Effrenium voratum, 2208 nucleotides long. The record is from the annotation of a GenBank genome assembly. Lineage: Eukaryota; Dinophyceae; Suessiales; Symbiodiniaceae.
AUGGCCUGGACAUGGGUGUGGGCGUGCCUAUGCCUGGCGUGCCUGUGCGAAGCGAGGCUGCGCCCACUUUGGCAGAAGUCUCUGCAUGCUGAGGUCUGGGAAUGGGCGCGGGCCUCAGAGGCCCACUGGCUGGCCUGCACGGGGUCGCCCAAGUUGGCGCUGCACCGGCUGCGGGUGACUUUGCUGGUGGCCCAUGACCGCGGCCUGAGCUUCGCUGCGGGCACCUUCUCUGGGGUGGAGACUGCGAGCGUGGAGAUCACGGACAAGGAUUUGGAGCACUGCCCUAUGGCCAGGCUCUUCCUGGAGGGGCUGGAGACCUUAUACAGCGCCCGGCAGUCCAAAGUGGCACUGGCGGGUCUCAGUGUGCUGCUGAAGGGCCCGCUGCAGCGCGUGGCGGUCUCCCUGAGCGACUUGACGCAUAUGCGGAGCCACCGCCAGCUGCCGACGCCCUUUCAGCUGCUGGCACUCCUGGACUGCAAUUGGCCGAUUUUCGAGCUUCUCCGCUACUUGGGCGGUCGACGGACGGAUGAGCCAACAAACCCAGGCACGGCGCAGGAGCGGGACCUGGCGGAGCUGAAGGCCAUCUCGCGGCGGGUCACGAGCACCGCCGGCUUCGAGGCCAUCACCCCGGAGGCCCGCGCCCGCGCGGUGCGGCUCUGGCGCGCCUGGGCCCCGGACGCGGAGCCCUGGGUCUCCCCGUGGCCCCCGCUGGGCGCGGCCUUCGCGGCGCUGCUCGCGGCCUGGGAGGCGGCAGAGGAGGAGGAGACGGCAGGAGGCGUGGGCUUCCAAGCGCAGCUCUUGCUCGGGGAGUUAGAGAGGAUCCUCUGGGACGCGGCCUUCCUGGCGCCCAAGAGCAUCGGGGGGGGCAACGGCGAGCAUGCGCCGGACCUGGGAAUCCUGGCGGGUCUGCUGGCGAGCACAACUUCCCCCUGGCGCCUGCUGGAGGGGCUGUCUGCGCUGCAGCUCCGGUUCUUCCACAGGACCACCUGCAGCAAAAACUUUGGUGCUGGUACGCUGGCAGUGCGCAUGCAGACCUGGCACAGCUGCCGCUACUGCGCCAAGAGCUCCGGCCAGGGCUGGGAGCGGUCUGUCUUCCAGCAUGGCAGCUUCUGGGAUGUGGACACUCUCAUGCACAUCAUGCGGACCAUGGCCAAACCACACGGCGGCAAGUGCCUCUUCAUAGAUGUAGGCGCCAACGUGGGGCUCUACUCGGUGCGCGCGGCCGCGGAGGGCUUCUCCGUCAUCGCGGUGGAGCCGGACCCGAGGAACCUCCGGCGCCUGGUGGCCAGCGCGCGGCUGAACGGCGUGCGCACGCUGAGCCGCCUGAGCACGCUGCAGGCGGCGGCCUGGGCCAAGCAACGGCGCGGCACGCAGCGCCUGUUGCAGUCCCCCGAUGAGUCCAUGCUGACCAUGACCUUGCCCUCCAACCGCCCUGCCGCUGACGCGCACCUCGCGGCUUCCUCUGCGGUCGCGGCGGCCGGCGGCGGCCAGGUGAGGAACUCCUCCUCCGUGCUGAGUAUCUCAUUGGACGUUCUGCUGCGCAUGGAUGGCCCUUCAGAGUUCGACCUGAAGGAGCACAGCUGUGCCUUCCUGAAGGUGGACGCGGAAGGAGACGACCCAGAGGUUCUGAAGGGCGCCGCAGGUCUCUUGUCCAACCCCAAGCUUAUCGGCGCCAUGGUGGAGGAACACAGGGAGCUGCUGCAGCUUAAGGGCCACAAGGCGGACGCCGUGGCGCGGCAGCUGGCGGCCUACGACUUCCGAUGGACUCAUCUCAUGGACCCCGACCCGGCGAUCCGCAACAUCUUGGUGCUGCGGCCGCAGGCCGCAGCCGUUGUGGAGGCCAGCGGCGGCUUUCAACUGGCGCAGUUCCCCCAGAGCCUGAGGCGCGCGUGCGGAAAGGUGCCGCGAGGACUUGAGACGAACUGGCCGCAGGGCUUUGGCCACGACACGUGCGAGAGGCACGAGCUAGUGGCGGCCCUGCGCCUGCCCCAAACAGCCGCACAGAUGGCCAGCGAGCUGGGCUUUGCGCCCCUGCGUGGAGAGAAGGCGGCCGACGUCACUCAAGUGGCCAUGGAGGAGCUUCUGAAGGAGGAGGAGAAGCUCAGCGCGAUGUUGGAGCCCAGACGAAAUCUGAAUUUCGGAGUCCCAGGAAUCCCGCGGCCACUGCGCAAGAUCAAUCGGGCUCUUGAGAAGCUUGUUGGCGGAUGA